Messenger RNA from Frankliniella occidentalis (western flower thrips), 3710 nucleotides. RefSeq lists its product as uncharacterized. The record is from RefSeq and is a predicted model, not a curated record. The transcript has 7 exons. NCBI's taxonomy places the organism in Eukaryota, Metazoa, Arthropoda, Insecta, Thysanoptera, Thripidae. The coding region runs from base 142 to 2367 and encodes 741 amino acids.
GCAGAAGAAGUAAAUAUUGUAUCCACCCUGGCUACAUCGCAACAUUUUUGUUGUCGAGAAUAAUGUGCUGUACAGCCAAUGACAGCAUUGCGAAGACCAUUUAUUUGCUUGAUUAUGUUUCCGUAGUUGUUCUAUCCCGUUAUGAGUCAGGAAAAUAAGACAAUGAAUGGCGUUAACAACGCUCCAAACUCAGCUUGUGAAUUAGACACCCCCACAACUGGACAUCAUGUGAAGAUGAGCAAUGGUCAUAGUGAUGGUAGUAAUCAACUUAACAAUUGCACCAAUGUCAGUGCGAGUACGUCAUAUGGAGGUGCACGGCCUAAAACACGAGAAUUUGAUGAAAGUAGACCAAAUGGUGUCCAACAGCGACACCAAGCCACCCAGGCCUGUAUUCAAAGUGAUUUCCAAAACUUAAGGUCUGCUCAUUCUGAAGCAUCAAAUGCUGGAUCUAUUGGAGGUCUAAAUAAUCUUUCAAAUGAAUUCUCUAAAGAGACUCGGUCAACAAGAGACAUUGAAUGUCAGGCAGGACCAUCUCAAACUGUUGGUAGAUUGAAUGACAAUACUGGGUCAGAUGCUAGUCGUCUUGCAGCAGUAUGUGCUGCUUCAAGCCAAAGGGCAAUGGCUGAGCGUGCUCGAAUUGCACAGCAUGGCACAGUGAAAAGAUUGUCCACUCCUGUUGAUUCUGACAGUUCAAGUGACACAGGCAAUGAUGAUGGUCUAUCCGGUGAUGAAUGUUGCAUUUACACCUAUAAAGGUGACCAAAAUGCUGACCUCUCAAAUGGUUUAUUGGGCUUGUCAUUGCCCCAGGCCAAUGAACAUCCUGUGCUAGCACACCCUGUAAAUGAUGAACACCGCCAUGGAGCAUCAUCACCUGAAAUGGACUUUCUUGAAAUGGAUUUUGAUCCGGACCCUCUUGGAGAGCAAGAUUCUGUAGAGGAAGACAAUAUUCAGGUUGAUAUUCUGAAUAGGCCUGACCGUGUUUCAUCUUCUCCCAGUCCCAGUGCUGAAGAAGUCUCUAAUGAGCUGAGUGCACCUGCUUUGAGCCCAGAGCAUUCAAGUUCAGAAGAAGAAGGUGCAGCUGUUCUUAUGGAGAGUAGUGAUAACAGUGACAGUGAAGAAAUGGUUAAUGUUGAGCCUGAUCCUUUUGGAAUCAAUGUUGGAGCUUCAACAUCAGCUGAUAGCAUUAACAAUUUAGUCUUACCAAAAGUUCCUUCUACUGUAUCAAGGGAAAUCCUUAGAGGUCAACACAUUGCUGGUAGCCAGCUGUGUCCUGUGGAUAUAGAUGAGACACACAAACUUUCUUUCACCUCUACAAUCAAAUCCUGUCAUUCUAAUAGUGAACCUGUUUUGGAUAAACAGAAAUUUAAUUUGUACUCAGCACUCUAUCAUAGUAUAAUGGCCAACAAUUUAAUUUUAGAUGAAGAAGAAGAUGAAAAUGCUCGUUUUGGUGCUAGCACUAGUGACAAUCAAAGGGUGGCUGAGUCUUCAGGUGGAGAAAGUUGUCCUCAGAAGAAAUUGCGUCAACAGAAUGGCAGUGAAUUUCCAGAAUUAGAAAAAACUAUGAUCUGGACUGAAAGAGAAGCCUGUCACAAACAAGUUUCCCAAAUUGCAGUUUCAGCUUGUGGUGCUGCAGCUGUCAGCAAUGUUCUGAGUGCCUUGAAUAUUCCAUUUACAUUGGAGCAAGUCCAUGAUGGAGUAGCUACUCGUUUAAGAGCAGAGAAAGCUUGUCUACCCACUUACCUUUUUUCACGAGCUGCUGCUGGAGCUGCACACAAAGAUCUUAUAAGAGGUCUUGAUAUUGCCUCUGAAGGAGCUGUUUAUUCUAGAUUUUUUCACAUGUACCCAGAAAGAGUAUUCUCUUUGUCUAGAUGGCUUGCUCAUUGGAUAAAGGAGGGAGCUGUGCCAAUUGCAACACUCAACAUUCAAAGGUCGGUCAUCCAUGGAGCCACCAUACCAGAUUCUUGGCAUCAUCAAAUGAUUUUUGGUGUCAGCCAUCGGGGUAUUUACCUAACAAACCCUUUGGAAUGUGUGAGUGAAGAAAACCUUCACCCUCAGCUUUGCAGUCCAUCAGAGCUUCUUGUCAGACGGCAAGACAUUGUGUCUAGGUGGGUUCCUGAAACUGACCUAUACAGAUUGGCAAUGAGCUCUGAUAUAAGAUGGAAGCAAAUGAACGUCCUUGGUCAAGUUGUCAAUGUUCUUCGAGAGGCCAAUGCGAGACCGCCUCAUUAUCUCUUCAGACGGAAUCUUACUUCUCACAUUACAAUACCUGCAUCAUAUUGUUCUGGUAUACUACUAUCUGUGUUAAAAGACAGUCAGGCAGCCAUGCAGCUUAAAAGUGCUCCAGAAUUGCCUUUGAAAGUAUUUUGAAGAAAUUGAUCAAGCACAAGGAGCAGACCUUCAUCUGAUCUUACCACCAAAAAUGUAUUACUUUUUAGUCACUUGAAACCAUGAGACUUCCAUCUCUUAAUUGUGUGAAGGACUGAUUCAAGGGUGCCUUUUAUUGAGUUUAACGUUUUAUUUGUCGUACAUUUGCUUAAUAGUACUAUGAGUGUGUUAUACUGUGCUAUAUGUGGCAAAGAAGGUUGUGGAGUCUUCUUAAACAGUUAUGAAUUUACUGUCUGCUUGAGGCUCGGACUUUGGUCAGUUAACUCUACACCCCUUGCCAUAUAUUUAUUUUUGUUUUAAUUGUAUUAUUUUAUAUCAAUUUGCAAAUAUAUCUAUAUAUAAAAAUAUAUAUUUAUAUUUUGUUCAAGAUUGCUUCAUAAUUGAUCUUGCAAUCCCCAAAGUUUACAUCUUUAUUGAAUUGAUGUAUAUGCUCUUGAUGUACAAAGUUCUUUAGGCUUGGUGUAGCAUAAAACAAAUUGUGAUAAAACUUUAAUCUAUGUGUAUUAUGUAUCGUCAUUACCUUGUUUCUAUUGUUGAUUCUGCAUGUUUGUUCAAAUCGAGUAUCAAUUCUCUCCUUUACAUUGUCACAAAAUGUUAUUUUAAGAAUUGUAUUUGUGUAAUUUCUUGGAAACACUGUGUACCAUUUCUGUUGCAUUUCUUUUGUUUAGCAGUCAUGUUUUGAUGUAGACAUCUGAUUGUCUCUGUUGUUGUUUUUUGUUGUUGUUUUUUUUUUUCAGUUGGGCUCUGCUUUGCCCUAAAUCUUGAGUACCUACACUGAUAAACAGUUGCCUACCCCUCUCAAAUGUUAGCAUUUCUGACUGAGCAAAGAACUCUUAAAAUGUAUAAUGAUAGUGAUUGUAAUCCUCCAUUAUACUCAAGGCAAAUUUUAUUGAUACAUAGUGCCUCUAAGGUAUGCCUGAAAGUGCAAUGAUUUUUCUUGUCAGCUGUUUGACACCAUGUUGAGUCCUGUUAAAAUUAAAUUUGUCCUUGACAUGUUAAGAGGUCAUUCCUCUACUUAUAGUCUUGUUUGUUUAAAAACAUAUUAGUGACCAAUCAAGUAACUCAUCAUUAUUAUUUUGUUUACUUAUCAUACUUUGGUAAGAAGAAUCUCAAUGAAAAGAAACAGACAAACUUUUAUUUCGGUCCUUAUUUUUGUAAGUCAAACUCAUUAGAAAUCUACAAGACCUUAUAGUGAAGUUUAUCAUCUUCCCCAACUAACUGUAACUCCUAUUGUUUGACAUUUUGCAUAUUUCACCCCUGUAUAUUCAAUUGGUUCCAUUGUGCCAUGUUGGAAUUGUAAUCAAUACAAACGCAAGAUUAUGUCA